Heterobilharzia americana is the source of this 575-nucleotide messenger RNA. The record is from the annotation of a GenBank genome assembly. NCBI's taxonomy places the organism in Eukaryota, Metazoa, Platyhelminthes, Trematoda, Strigeidida, Schistosomatidae.
UUUCUGGCCAUCUGAUCUUCAGUAACCAGCCAGCUUACGCAGAUGUUGAUGAAUGUCUGUAGUUUGUUGGAAAUGCCUGUCUUAACACCCCAAGUCUCUGAACCAUACACAAGCACUGACUUCACGUUGGUGUUGAAAGUCCACAUCUUGUUCUACAUGCUGAGUGCAGAAGAUCUCCCUCCACACUGGUUUCAGGUUCAUGAACGUCUGUCUUGCAUUUCCGAUCCUGCCUCGCUGGCUGGAUUUGACAUCCUCGUCUGUGCCGCCACCUGUAGUUGAAACAGUGAUGCCUAGAUAGGUGGAGGAGAUUACUUCCUUUAAGUUGUUCCCGUUGAUGGUGAUUGGAGUUUGUUGUUGUUGUUGUUGGGGUUGUUGGUUGGGUAUCUUCAUCACCUCUCUCUUCCCUACAUUCACUUAAAGUCUCGUCUUCGCUACCCUGCCUCUUCCACCAACUUGUUAGUCUUCGCCUGUACAUCUUCGAGUUUGUCUGACAAGACAUAAGACAUAAAUCGUCAUCGGCGAAAUCCAGAUCUUCUAGGUUCUGUUCCGUGGUCCAGCGUAUCCCCCUCUUCUCG